Symbiodinium natans is the source of this 3291-nucleotide messenger RNA. NCBI's taxonomy places the organism in Eukaryota, Dinophyceae, Suessiales, Symbiodiniaceae. The record is from the annotation of a GenBank genome assembly.
AUGGCCCAAGUUCCGGACGCGUCUACAGUGCCAGUACCUGAUGACAACCGACAGCACCUGCUGGAGGAGCGAACCCUUUUGCGUCGCCUCCGGCAACUCCAGCUCAAGCCUACUGGAAGCCAAGUGGGUGGAGUACAAGCUGGAAAUGGCCUUGGUGAAGGCAACUUCCAAGCCAUCUUCUUGGAAAUGCUAAGGCAGCAAAGUCAGGCCAACCAGCAGAACCAGCAGUUGAUAGCUGCCCUCAUGAGAAGAAUGGAUUUGGAAGAGAAGCGUCGAAAUGAGGCUGAAGAGAAGGCAGCGGAGACCGCACGUUUGGUUGCGGAGGCUGCAGCUAGAGCCAAGACGGAAGACCCGUUUGCAGCUGCACCGAGCACCUUCUGUGCCUUUUGCAGGAGCUACCUCAAUAGGGCGGAGAAGUACCUUCCAUCUCUGCCGAUGCUAGAGCAUCAAGGCAUGAACAAGGGCAGGAUGCGAGAAGUCGAGACAUGGCAUGCCUAUUUGGAGACACUGUCAUCGUGGCUUGCUCUUCAAGAUGAGUCUUUCGUUCGAGAGUUGCAACUCUGCGUCAAGCAAAAGAAUGAGAUCCUUCAGAAGGAUUUGGCGGAUGAUGUUGCUGCUCGAAGUGCGAAGCUUUACUACUAUCUCACCCAAUCUCUCUCACGUUGGGAAAGAGGUCAGGAGUUGCUACGCUCGUGCUCGAAAAGGCAGUCUCUCAGUGCCUGCGGAUACGAGGCGGUGAGGACCAUCACGCAGCAAUACAGCAUCGUGUCUCGCAUGGAAGCUGUCUACGUGCGGGAGCAGUGCCUCAAGUUGGCGACUACGUGCCAGCAUCAACGACGGCCGACAGACCUCAUCCGUCACUUGGAGGACGAGUUUUCUCGUGCCGAAUCCAAGCUUGGGAACUUUCCAGAGUUGCGUCUCACGGAGGCUGACCGCUGCAGUGUUUUGCUGCAAGCUCUGAGCCAGGAGCUCAGACAGUACGUCGUUCUUCAUGGAAAGAGCAACGACUGGACAUCGCUGAGCGAUAGCCUUCGGUACUAUGAGGAGCAGCUUCGUCUGUGUGAGGGUCCUUUUUCCUCAAAUCGGCAGAUGUCAGGAAAGGGUGACAAGCUUUGUGACCACUGUGGAGGAAAGGGACACCUGGCUAAGGACUGCUGGAGCCGUCAGCGUGAAGCCGGUGAAAAGGGCAAGAAGGGCGACAAGGGCAAGAAGGGCGAUGGCAAGGGAGCGCAGAAUCCCAAAGGAAAGCCACGCUCUCCAACGCCGAAAGGCGGAAAAGGCGGCAAAGACAAGGAGCAGAAGCCCGACAAGCCUGAUAAAGGCAAGGGCAAAGGCAAGAAGAAGAAGAAGGCUAGAGCCCGGGCUAUGGGAGAACCAGAGUCCGAGGCAGAGUCCGAGUCUUCGAGGACCUCCACCGUGAUGGCGAUGAGGUUUGCCAAGCCUUCUGCUGUACGAGAAGUACUGAGCCAGCCUGAGCCUGAGAAGCCUAAGCCCGUAGAGGCAGUCCCUAGACCGGUCGCUGUAGGGCCGAAAGUCACUGUAGAUGAGAAGGUAGGCACCCUGACUGGAAGCACCUCGAAGGGAGAUGCGGCAUACGUCUGCGCUUCGCUGCAGGGAUCGGACAUGGAGAUCGACUCUCUUCCUGUUGACAAGGAACCCAGGAAAGACAUUACUGCAGGACCAAGCAUCCUGAAGAAGACUUCGAAAGAAGUGAAGAGUGAUGAGAAGCCUGGAAAGGACGAGAAGUCUAUCCGCCAUGUCUUGACGGGAACGCCGUUUGAGUUCAUGUUGCGGAAGGUGCUGAGCAUGUCGGAACCUCGAAUGGAGGUGGAGCAAGAUUCCCACAACUCUCCAGCGGAGAGUACCGGGCAGGAGGUUGUGUUUUUGAAUGCACCCGUAGAGCCUGCACCAGCAGAGGCGGCGCCAGCCGAGACUGCGGACGCAGGGGCUUCAGUUGCCCCCUUCAAUGUUUUCUCGAGGCCUCCGAGUCAAGUUGCAGUACCUUCACCUUCGGUGGCUGCAUCAGAGACAGGAGAAACGGAAGAGGAGGAAGCAUGGGGAAGAUGGAGGGCUCAAACGGUGGCAUCCACAAGCAAGCCUUCGCAGCCAUCAGACGAGCCGCCUCUGAUAGUGAAGUGGAGAAGUAUUUUAUGCAAGCGAUACGACAACAGCGAGAAGAACGACCUGGAACCUGCAGUUCCACUUAUGUCUAUCGGAGAUGGACUCGUUUAUUCUUCCCGCCAUGGCGGGACCAUCUUUGCGUCAUUGACAGAUGCUUUGAUGACCGACGGCUACCUCCUCGAGGUUGGACAGAAGCUCCUUGGGCGGAUCCAACGUCCAGACCCAGGUGUGGGACCGUGCCUGGGAACGGGGUGGUCCAAGAGGCUUCGCGAUCACGAUCCCGAUCCUCUGGAUGGAACGCCCUACAUCAGCGCAGAGGUUGCGUGGGCGCUGUGGCUGCCCGAGUUUCCGGAAGCCCCGGAUCAUGGAGGGAUCCUUCCGGUGAAGAGAAAGAGGGAUUUUUCCCAGCUCACCGACGAGUUGUUGGACGAGCAUACUACAAGGUUCGAAAUCGCGGGUCAAGGCCGCACUCUUCAUCAACGCGGCGUGCGUGCAAGGGACGCGCGUGCCGCUAUCGAAGGGUAUACUCCCGAUCCAAGUCACCUACGCCACCAGAGUGGCGGGGACGUGGCUGCGCUGGGUUACAUCAAGCGUAUCCUCAAGGUCCUGACCGUUUACGAGGCCAUGCCGGAAGCGGAACGCAACCUUUUGGCUGGAAUGUAUCCAGACGACGUCGAGCUCCAGCUCGAGUGGGUGCCAGGCUCAGCCAUCAGGCAUGGGUGGCGUGCGUUAAUGGGGGCAAUGGAUCAGCGCACCCGGCGCUAUAUCGAGUUCGAAGCAGGGGUCCGAAAACGGGAGGACUUGCAGUCCGCUCGACCCAAGGUCAAGGCCAGAAGGACGGCUGCAGCUGCUUCCACAGAUACUGGAGGUGGAAUUGGAGAGAUGGACGAAGGCUCGGAGCCUGGAGCGAUGAACGAAGGCUCGGAGACUGGAGCGAUGAACGAAGGCUCGGAGACAGAGUCUGCAGAGUCAUCCUCGGCAAGUUCGUCGGACGAAUCGAUUCCAAUGGGGGAAUACAUGAUACAGAGCCGGACCAGAGUUUUGGCGCUCAUCGAAGCGGAGAAAGCCUUGAAGGAUGUGGGCUCCUCUGCGCCGCCCCCACCGUCUCCUAUCAUUAUGGAGCCAUCGCCGGUCGCGACGGACGGGUACAAGUUCGAUCCAGCACCCUAG